This is a messenger RNA of Entrophospora candida, 4824 nucleotides long. The record is from the annotation of a GenBank genome assembly. NCBI's taxonomy places the organism in Eukaryota, Fungi, Glomeromycota, Glomeromycetes, Entrophosporales, Entrophosporaceae.
AUGACAAAUUUUGAAACAAACAGAAAUAAUGAAUAUUUGUCCAAAGUUAAUUGCGGCCGAUUUAGCUUUUUUCUGAUUAUUGAAGAUGCUAUUGGUUCUGGUAAAAGAGGGCUUGAUAGGCAACAAAGGAUAUUAUCAAUUAUUAGCAAUGACUUGAGCGCUGUUGCUAGAAAACAUGCACGAAUUUAUGGAGAAGGAAAAAUGAAAUCUGAAUAUAAAGUAAAAAAUGAUCAAACGAUAUCUUUACCGUCGAUUGCUAUCAUGUUUCAUGUUUAUAAUUUGGCACAAAGUAGACCAGUGAUGACCGAUGAAAAUGCGGUUGACUAUUUGGAAAGAUUACAAAAAGUUCUAAAAGUUUUUGAUCAUGCGCUUUAUGUGGAAUUAUGGGUUGCUGCUUUAACCGGUUUAGCUGAACAACGAAAUAAUAAACAUUCACCUAAUCAUAUUUUAUUAUGGACAAGUUUUGUUUUGGUCAAACUUCCUGCUUUAAUAGAAAAAUUGGAGGAAAGAAAAAAAUUGAAAAUAUUAGAAAAAGAAAUUUUAUAUGAAGAAAUCAAAUAUAAUCGACAUGAAUGUGUGAUUAAUCAAUUAUUUGGAUAUCGAGGAUUAAUUAGUGCUUGUAAUCAACGCGUAGAGGGAAUUGUAGAUGGUAUUUUUCAAUCUGGUGAUGCUGAUAUUUCAGUUGAUAUCUUGCAAGUAUGUCUAAAACGUAAUUUUGUAAGAAAAGAAUUUGUAUUAAGAUUGUUCGAAGAUCGAUCUACAGAAUUGGAAUGGGGCGAUGAAAAUGUUAUGGUGGAUACUGCUGCUGCUACAGCCAACACAUUAGAACUGCCCAGUAAUGACAUGAUUGAUUACUUAAUUUCAACUGCCCAAACAGGUUUUUUACAUCAAGAAUCUAGAGUAGAGACAAUAUUAAGUGUGAAUAUCAAGUCAAUUCUUUGUCGGUCACUUCUUGAAAAUCCUAGACUUCUUGAUAUAAUUCAUUUAUAUAGACAUCCAUAUGAUUUUCUGGGACCAAUAGAAAGGUUAUGUAAUGAUUGGAAAAAAGAAAAUACAAAUGAUAUUACCACGAUAGAAAGAUAUGAGUUUCAUAAAAAUAUUAAAGGUGUAUUACAUGAUGAACUUGGAUUUUGUCAUACAUGGCUUCUUCGUUCAUCUGUCACAUAUGAAUUAAAACUGUUAAAUCAUUCAAAAGCUACUACUGUAAAACAAUGGACAAAUGCAAUGAUAAAUGAUCAAAAUAUUUCUGAGAAUUUGAUAAGAGCUUUAAUUGAAUUGUUACCAACAAUAUUUAAGCAAACACUUGCUGAAAUCAGUUCCAAUAAUGGUGAAACUACAACUAUAACCGAUGAUGAUGCUAUGGAUAUUUCCUCUACCAAUACAACGGCUGUUACUAUUGAUACUUUAAUACCUAUAUUCAAAAAAUUUUUAAGACCUCAUUUAUCAUAUGCAUUUAUUGGUGUAGUUCAAUGGUUAUGUGAUGAUAUUUUCUUUUCAGUAAACUCACAAAAUUCGAUGAAACUUUUAAAAGCCUUAAUUUUAGACGACAAUUUUCCAAAAAAAAUAUUAAAAUUAAUAGAACCAAAAAUCAUCGCAUUAAUCAAUUAUAUAAAUGAUAUUAAUAAUAAUAUCAAUAAUAUUGCGAGAAAGUCUACAAAACAUCCUACAGAAACAUUAUUUCCAAGAUUUCUUAUUGUAUUUGAAUCAGUUGUCCGUGGUGGCAGGCAACAUAAAAAAACCUUGGGAAGCUUUAAAUAUGAUUAUGAUUAUGAUUCAAAAAUAUUUGAAAUGUCGACAAAUUUAGAAUGGUGGGGACCUCAUCAUUUAGAUAUUGGGUUGUUUAGAGCUUGUUUAGAAAAUAUUGGUCCAAAGAUAUUUGUAGAUUCAAUAAUUGAAGGUGUGUUGGUAGCAAGUCUAAGUGGAAUGGGCUCACGUGCAGCUGAAUUAGGAGCGUCAUUAUUAACACAACCAUUAUGUUAUACGUGGAAUAAACAAUUACAGUCAACAAAUCUUUUGCACAUAUUUUUUACAAAAGUAUUGUCCAAUGUGCUAAUAAUAAUGGCCGAAGGACUCCGUUUUGAUGGACGUACAGUUAUUGUAACAGGAGCUGGUGGUGGUUUGGGGCGUGCUUAUGCACUUGCAUUUGCGUCACGUGGUGCCAAUGUUGUGGUAAACGAUCUUGGUGUUUCCAGAGGUGGCGAUGGAUCUUCUACAGCAGCUGCAGAUAAGGUGGUUGAUGAAAUUAUUAGCAUUGGUGGUAAAGCGGUUGCGAAUUAUAAUUCAGUAGAAGACGGUGAUAAAAUUGUGGAAACUGCACUAAAAGCAUUUGGUCGUGUUGAUAUUGUAAUAAACAAUGCAGGGAUUCUUCGUGAUAAAUCAUUUGCACGAAUGAAUGAUUCAGACUGGGAUCUUGUUCAAGCAAUCCAUGUUCGCGGCUCAUAUAAAGUAACCAAAGCAGCUUGGGAUGUUUUCCGGAAACAAAAAUUUGGAAGAAUCAUAAAUACUGCCUCAGCCGCAGGUAUUUAUGGAAACUUCGGUCAAGCCAAUUAUAGUUCAGCCAAACUUGGAUUGGUCAGUUUUACUUCAACACUUGCUAAGGAGGGUGAAAAAUCAAAUAUUCAUGCAAAUUGUAUUGCACCGAUUGCGGCAUCAAGAAUGACCGAGUCAGUAAUGCCACCAGAUGUCCUUGCAUCUCUCAAACCUGAUUAUAUUGCUCCAUUAGUUUUAUAUUUGUGUCAUGAAUCAACUCAAGAAAAUGGAAGUUUAUUCGAACUUGGUGCUGGCUUUGUAGCUAAAUUGAGGUGGCAACGAUCAAAAGGCGCUAUUUUCAAAGCUGAUGAAACAUUCUUACCUGGCGCUGUACUGGCAAAAUGGCCUGAAAUCACAGAUUUUUCAGAACCUGACUACCCUGCCACGAUAAGUGAUAAAGAUUUUUAUAGUGCGCUGGAGAUAGCAAAAAAUUUGCCCUCUAAUCCUAAAUCAGAAGAUCUAAAAUUUGAUGGCAAGGUUGCUGUUGUUACUGGAGCAGGAGGUGGGCUAGGUCGUGCAUAUGCUAUUUUGUUGGGCAAACUUGGUGCAUCAGUUGUAGUUAAUGACAUUGGAGUUAGCACACAUGGCCAAGGAACUCCUAAUAAGGCUGCAGACGAAGUAGUUCAAGAGAUUAUAAAUGCGGGUGGUAAAGCUGUUGCCAACUAUGAUUCAGUUGAAGAUGGUGAUAAAGUGGUUGAAACAGCCAUAAAAGCAUUUGGGCGUGUAGACAUCAUAGUUAAUAAUGCUGGUAUAUUGAGAGACAAAUCAUUUGCCAGAAUGACAGAUCAAGAUUGGGAUUUAGUACAGAGAGUCCAUCUACGAGGAACCUAUAAAGUAACGAAAGCUGCAUGGCCUUACUUUACCAGACAAAAAUAUGGUCGUAUUAUAAAUACAGCUUCGUCGGUUGGUCUUUAUGGUAAUUUUGGUCAAGCUAAUUAUAGUACAGCAAAACUUGCAAUAUUAGGCCUCAGUAAUACUUUAGCAUUGGAGGGCAGAAAAAAUAAUAUCCUUGUUAAUACUAUUGCACCUAAUGCAGGAACAAGAAUGACUGCAACCAUAUGGCCACCUGAAAUGGUUGAAGCAUUUAAAUCAGAAUAUGUUGCACCUUUUGUUGGUUUUCUUGCACAUGAAUUAUGUCCUUCAACUGGAAAUGUUUUUGAAGUUGGUGGUGGUUGGGUAGCUCAAGUGCAAUGGCAACGUGCAGGUGGUAUUGGAUUUUCAACAUCUAAACCACUUCUACCAGAAGAUAUUGCAUCAAAAUGGGACGUCAUCACAAACUUUGAUGAUGGGCGUGCAACAAACCCAAAAACAACACAAGAAGCACUUCAGCAAUUCUUUGAAAACUUUGAAAAUGCUAAAGCUUCUGAAGAUAAACAAGAACAAAAACCAUCCAAGGGUAAAAUUGAUGUCGAGGCUGCAAAAAGUCAUAAAUUUGAACCUAAUGUAUUCGAAUAUACAGACAGAGAUGUUAAACUUUAUGCGUUGGGUGUUGGUGCUAAACGUACUGAUUUGAAUUGGGUAUUCGAGGGUGAUGAGAGAUUUGCUGUUUUACCAACAUUUGGUGUUAUUGCUGGAUUAUCUGCUCUACCAUUAGAUAAACUUCCUGAUGUAUUGGGCGAUUUCAAUCUGAUGAAACUUCUUCACGGAGAACAAUAUCUUGAAAUUAAGAAGCCAAUUCCAAUUUCAGGUAAAUUAACUUCAUUGCCUAGAAUUGUGGAUAUACUUGAUAAAGGAAAAGGAGCGACUGUGAUUAUUGGAGUUGAAACAAAGGAUGAAAGUGGAGAAACCGUUUUUGAAAAUGAGGCAACAUUAUUUAUAAGAGGGCUAGGAGGAUUCGGUGGAAAGAAAAAUCGUGAAGCUAAAGGUGCAGCUGUAGAUAGUAAUACACCACCAUCUCGAGCACCAGAUAAAAUUUUUAAGGAGAAAACUACAGAAGAACAAGCUGCCUUGUAUCGAUUAAAUGGAGAUUUGAAUCCACUUCAUAUAAGUCCUGACUUUUCACAAAUGGGCGGAUUUGAAACACCAAUUCUUCAUGGAUUGUGUACAUUCGGAUUUUCAGCGAGACAUGUUUUGAAAGAAUUUUGUGACAAUGAUCCUACCAAACUUCGAUCUAUUAAAGCAAGGUUUGCAUCGCCUGUUUUUCCCGGUGAGACCUUGGAAACCCAAAUGUGGAAGACAGGGAAUAAAGUUAUUUUCCAAACACGCGUUGUUGAAAGAGAUGUUAUUGCAAUUACAGCUGCAGCUGUAGAAUUGAAUGAUGGCGGAUUAUCUGAUCAAGCCAAAUCUAAACUCUAA